Molecule: messenger RNA, 753 nt
Organism: Aaosphaeria arxii CBS 175.79
Lineage: Eukaryota; Fungi; Ascomycota; Dothideomycetes; Pleosporales
Exons: 1
Coding region: 1-753 (250 amino acids)
Source: RefSeq, a predicted model, not a curated record
AUGCUCCGACAAACCGCACUCCUCGCCCUCGCCCUCGUGCCCUCCUUGACUUCUGCCCAAGUCAACGAAGGCUUCGAGAGCGGACUCGACACAGCCGCAUGGCCGACGUACGCACCGGACUGCAACCAGGGCGGCAAGAUCACACUGGACAGCUCGACGGCGCACAGCGGGAAGAACUCCGUGAGAGUCGACGGAGCCGGCGGCUACUGCGGCCACAUCUUCUUCGGAACGUCCAAGGUGCCCAGCGGCGACGUGUACGUGCGGACGUGGCUGAAGGCGUCCAAGGCAUUCACCGACUCCCACGUCACCUUCAUCACGAUGCCGGACUCCGCCCAGGGCGCGAAGAAGCACCUGCGAAUUGGCGGCCAGAGCAAGAUCCUCAUGUACAACCGUGAGACUGACGACGCGACUCUGCCUGACCUGUCGCCCAAUGGCAUUGCUGCCUCUAAGGCCAUCCCCGCUGGCUCCUGGCAGUGCUUUGAGUACAAGGUCGGCGCUGAUGGAUCUAUCGAGACGUGGUUGAACGACGCUGCCAUCCCAGGAUUGACCGUCACUUCUGGAACUACGAACCCUAAUGCAGCUCAGUGGACGAGGAGCGGCUCGAAGCCUAAGAUCACGGCGGUCAACUUUGGCUGGGAGUCCUAUGGUGGAGAUGCGAACACCUUCUGGUACGAUGACAUUGUCAUUGCGUCGAAGCGCAUUGGAUGCACGGCGGCGAAUGCCAGCGUUGUUGAGAAGUCGUUCGUUGCAUAG